Molecule: messenger RNA, 1342 nt
Organism: Hypomesus transpacificus
Lineage: Eukaryota; Metazoa; Chordata; Actinopteri; Osmeriformes; Osmeridae
Gene: lmx1al
Product: LIM homeobox transcription factor 1, alpha-like
Exons: 9
Coding region: 36-1259 (407 amino acids)
Biological process (GO): neuron differentiation; regulation of transcription by RNA polymerase II
Cellular component (GO): nucleus
Molecular function (GO): RNA polymerase II transcription regulatory region sequence-specific DNA binding; DNA-binding transcription factor activity, RNA polymerase II-specific
Source: RefSeq, a predicted model, not a curated record
UUUUACCAAAAACCAUAGUGAUUUUUUUGGUUUUCAUGCUGCCUACAGAGAUUUCGGGGGGAGUGUGUUUCACCUCAAGCGAUCACACCGAAGGAAGUACAGACGGGAUGAAAACUGAAGAGACCAAAUCUUGUCUUCAGUCGCCUCUGUCCUCGACGCCGUUCGGUUCUGAACUUAAAGGAGGAGAGGUGUGUGCCGGUUGCGAGUCGCCUAUCGCUGACCGUUUUUUGUUACGCGUGAAUGAACGCUCCUGGCACGAGACCUGCGUCAAGUGUGCCGUUUGUCUCUGCGCGCUUAGUGGGACCUGUUACAGCAGAGACCGCCUGCUUUACUGCAAGCACGACUAUGAAAAGCUGUUUGUGAGGAAGUGCAGCGCCUGCCUGCAGGUGAUCGGUCGCUCGGAGCUGAUCAUGCGCGUGCUGGGCCAGGUGUACCACCUGGGCUGCUUCAGCUGCUGUGAGUGCGAGCGCAGGCUCCAGCGCGGGGACGAGUUUGUGCUGAAGGAGGGUCAGCUGCUCUGUCGAGGGGACUACGAGAAAGAGCGCGAGAUGCUGGCGGCCAUCAGUCCCACCCCCACUGAUUCGGUGAAGAGUGAGGAUGAGGACGGUGGAGGUGGUUCCGCCGGAGGAAAGGGGGGAGAUGACGGGAAGGAACACAAACGCUCAAAGCGGCCACGUACAAUCCUCACCACACAGCAACGAAGGGCCUUCAAGGCCUCCUUUGAGGUGUCCUCCAAACCUUGCCGAAAGGUUAGAGAGACUCUGGCAGCAGAGACCGGAUUGACAGUGCGGGUCGUUCAAGUGUGGUUCCAAAACCAGAGAGCAAAGAUGAAGAAGAUAGCUCGCAGGCAGCAGCAACAGCAGCAGCAGCAGGAGCAGGAGCAGCUGGGCGGGACCAGGCGAGGGCCGAGCAGAGGAGGCCGGCAGAGCAAUGAUGACAGUGAGGAUGGAUCUAGUAGUCAUGGAUUGGACGGCCUGCUGGGGUACCCCUCUCUGCCACGUCAGCAGCUGCUCGCCCUGGAUCCCAACAUCUAUGGAGGAGAGCCGUUUCGCCACGGCCUCACUCCGCCUCAAAUGCCCAAUGAGCAGCUGCACUCCUACGACUCAGAGACAGUGUUCCACGACCUGGACAGUGACGGAAGCCUUAGUCAUCUCGGUGACUGUCUCAUGGCAACUGCCGACGGCGGGCUUCUGACGGCGCGGGUGGGAAAUCCCAUCGACCGCCUCUACUCCAUGCAGAACUCCUACUUCACCUCCUGACCCAGCUGAACUCUGACCCCAGCUCCACUCCAGCGACACCUCAUCUCAGAGAAAGAGCAAAUGGGACCCCACAUGGAAGACCC